CGGUCAAGUCUCCGAAAAUGAUACAGUUCUGAUGGCUUGACCUGGACAUUUCAGGUGAUUUGAAAUCAGCUCAUGCCCGUAGUGUGAGGUACCGGAAUACCGCCGCCCGCGAGGCUGUUAUGCUUUGCACUGGACACUUGGGAAGCGUGACUGCCACGCGCGGGACACCUCUGCAAGAUUUUGUCUUUCUGAAUCUUGUACACAUGAGCCGCCAGAUGGCUGCGGCUUCGCGCCUAAGUGCAUCGUGCAUCGCCCACCCGUCUACACCACUCUCUUGCACCCCGCAAACUUCCUGAAGAUCAUUUUUAGCAGCCCGCGGUUCACGACCUCGUCUCUGUCUGGGCCCAUCUGGCGUAUAAAGAUCAAUCAAUAAACUACGGAGACGAAAUUAUGGCUUCACCACGUCCAUGGGAUGUCAGCCCGACUUCGAGAAACACUAUUCGAGUGUAUCGUUGUGAGUCGCGCGGGUGACCUUGACCUUGCGCCAAUGGUCGGCCGUUGGGUCUCACUUUCAAAGGGGCGAUUGUUGAGCUCUUUCGUCAGACAUGGUAGAAGCCCGUUGCUGCACACCUGUCCCAGGAGAGUCUGUGGGAGAUGAUGUCAGUGUUGGGGUCAAGGUUUGCAGACCGGGCGCGGGCCAGGGUGCGAGGUUCAGACUCGCGCACGUCGAAGAAGUCGGACUCGGACUGUCGUUCACGGACGUCAGAACCGUGGACACCCUUCCCUGGGACGCCUUGCGAGCCGUUGUCGAUUCCUCGCGCGUGCGCUGCCCUCGCAUCCACCGUAUGCCUCUGCGCAGCCAAGACUUUGCGGUCCCGAGGAGGAUCCUAUGCUCUGUGCUGCGCCACACGCAGCUCACGUGGGUGCUCGAGUCCGGCAAACUGCAGUUCACGAACUUCCACUCGGACCUCAUCACGAGUGCGGACGUGUUGUUCGUACCGAUGGAGCUCGCCGUCGACGGGACCACAAUCACCCUCGACGUCGCCGAACAAUUCGAGUGGUUGCUGCGCUCGGACUGUUUACUUCGAGAGAGAUCGAGAGGAAU
This is a messenger RNA of Phanerochaete carnosa HHB-10118-sp, 1045 nucleotides long. RefSeq lists its product as uncharacterized. The record is from RefSeq and is a predicted model, not a curated record. The transcript is spliced from 2 exons. The annotation marks the transcript as partial. Lineage: Eukaryota; Fungi; Basidiomycota; Agaricomycetes; Polyporales; Phanerochaetaceae.